AGUGACAACAGUGACAACAGUGACAACGGUGACAACAGUGACAAAGGUGACAACGGUGACAACAGUGACAAUGGUGACAAUCGUAAAAAUGGUGACAGUGGUGACAUCAGUGACAACAGUGACAAGGGUGACAACAGUGACAAUGGUGGCAAUGAUGACAACAGUGACAACAUUGACAAUGGUGACAACAGUGACAACAGUGACAACGGUGACAACGGUGACAACAGUGACAACGUUGACAACGGUGACAACAGUGACAAUGGUAAAAACGGUGACAAUGGUGACAACGGUGACAACGGUGAUAACAGUGACAAUGGAGACAACAGUGACAACGGUGACAAUGACAACGGUGAUAACAGUGACAAUGGAGACAACACUGACAACGGUGACAACGGUGACAACAGUGACAACAGUGACAACAGUGAGAAUGCUGACAACAGUAACAAUGGUGACAACAGUAACAAUGGUGACAACAGUGACAACGGUGAUAACAGUAACAACAGUGAAAAUGGGGACGAUGGUGACAACGGUGACAAAGUGACAACGGUGACAACAGUGACGAUGGUGACAAUGGUGACAACAGUAACAAUGGUGACAACAGUGACAACGGUGAUAACAGUAACAACAGUGAAAAUGGGGACGAUGGUGACAACGGUGACAAAGUGACAACGGUGACAACAGUGACGAUGGUGACAAUGGUGGCAACAGUGACAAUGUUGAUAAUGGUGACAACACUGACAAUGGUGCCAAUGGUGACAACAGUGACAAUGGUGACAAUGGUGACAACAGUGACAACGGUGACAACAGUUGCAAUGGUGAAAACGGUGACAACAGUGACAAUGGUGACAAGAGUGACAACGAUGAUAACAGUAACAACAGUGACAAUGGGGAAGAUGGUGACAACGGUGACAGUGACAACGGAGACAACAGUGACGAUGGUAACAAUGGUGAAAACAGUGACAAUGGUGACAAUGGUGACAACAGUGACAACUGUGACAAUGGUGACAACAGUGACAACGAUGACAACAGUGACAAUGGUGACAACGGUGACAACAGUGACAAUGGUGACAACAGUGACAACGGUGACAAUGGUGACAACAGUGACAACGGUGACAACAGUGACAAUGGUGACAAUGGUGACAACAGUGACAACGGUGACAAAGGUGACAACAGUGACAACGGUGACAAAAGUGACAAUGGUGACAACAGUGACAGUAAUGACAACACCAAGAAUGGUGACAACAGUGACAACGGUGACAAAUGUGACAACAGCGACAAUGGUGACAACAGUGACAACGGAGACAAGGGUGACUACUGUGACAACAGUGAAAACGGUGACAACACUGACAAUGGUGACAACAGUGAGAACGGUAAUAAUAGUUAUAACGGAGAUAACAGUGAGAACCGUAACAUUAGUGACAACGGUGCCAACGGUGACAACAGUGACAAUGGUGACAAUGGUGACAAUGGUGACAACAGUGACAGCGGUGACAACAGUGACAAUGGUGACAAUGGUGAAAACAGUGACAACAGUGAUAACGGUGACAACAGUGACAAUGGUCACAACGGUGACAACAAUGACAACACCGAGACUGGUAACAAAAGUGAGAACAGUGAAAACUGUGACAACGGUGACAAAGGUGAUAACAGUGACAACAGUGACUACUGUGACAACAGCGACAACACCGACAACGGUGACAACAUUGCCAACAGUGACAACGGUGAGAAUGGUAACAACGGUGAAAACAGUGACAACAGUGACAACGGUGAAAACGAUGACAACGGUGACAACAGUGACAAUGGUGACAACGGUGACAACAGUGAGAAUGGUGACAACAGUGACAACGUUGAGAAUAGUGACGACAGUGACAACGGUGACAACAGUGAUAAUGGUGACAAUGGUGACAACAGUGAAGACGGUGACAAAACUGACAAUGGUGACAACAGUGACAACAAUGACAACACCGAGAAUGGUGACAACAGUGACAACAGCAACAACGGUGACAAUUGUGACAACGGUGACAACAGUGACAACGGAAACAACAGAAACUACAGUGACAACGGUGAUAACAGUGACAACGGAGACAACAGUGUCAACGGUGACAACAGAAACAACACUGACAACGGUGACAACGGUGACUACAGUGACAAUGGUGAGAACACUAACAAUGGUGACACAGUGACAACGGGGACAACGGUGACAACAGUGACAAUGGUGACAAUGGUGACAAUGGUGACAAUGGUGACAACAGUGACACUGGUGACACCAGGGACAAAGGUCACAAGAGUAACAUUGAUGACAACACCGAGAUGGUGACAAGAGUUACAACAGCGAUGACGGUGACAACAGUGACAACGGUGACAACAGUGACAACGGUGACAAAGGUGAUAACAGUGACAACGGUGACUGCAAUGACAAUAGCGACAACGCCGACAACGGUGACAACAUUGACAACAGUGAGAACGGUAAGAAUGGUAAUAACGGUGAAAACAGUGAUAACAGUGACAGCGGUGAAAACGAUGACAACACCGAGAAUAGUGACAACAGUGAGCAGAGCGACAACAGUGACAACGGUGAAAACGGUGACAACAGUGACAACAGUGACAACGGUGACAACAGUGACACUGGUGACAAUGGUGACAAUGGUGACAACAGUGACAACGGUGACAACGGUGACAACAGUGACAACGUGAUAAUAGUGACAACGGUGACAACAGUGACAACGGUGACAACGGUGACAACAGUCACCACGGAGACAACGGUGACUACGGUGACAACAGUGAAAAUGGUGACAACAGUGACAACGGUAAUAAUGGAAACUACAGUGACAACGGUGAUAACAGUGACAACGGAGACAACAGUGACAACAGUGACAACAGCAACAACACUGACAACGGUGACAACGGUGACAACAGUGAAAACAGUGACAAUGCUGAGAACACUAACAAUGGUGACAACAGUGACAACGGUGAUAACAGUAACAACAGUGAUAAUGGUGACGAUGGUGAGAAUUGUGACACUGGUGACAAUGGUGACAACAGUGACAACAGUGACAACGGUGACAACAGUGACAAUGGUGACAACACUCGUGAAAACGAUGACAGUGGUGACAUCAGUGACAACAGUGACAAGGGUGACAACAGUGACAGUGACAACAGUGACAACGGUGACAACAGGUGACAACGGUGACAACGGUGACAACAGUGACAACGGUGACAAUGGUGACAACGGUGACAACAGUGACAAGGGUGGUGACAAUGGUGACAAUGGUGACAACGGUGACAACAGUGACAACAGUGACAAUGGUGACAACAGUGACAACAACGGUGACAACAGUGACAACAGUGACAACAGUGACAAAGGUGACAACGGUGACAACGGUGACAAUGGUGACAACAGUGACAACGGUGACAAUGGUGACAUCAGUGACAACAGUGACAACAAUGGUGACAACAGUGACAAUGGUGGCAAUGGUGACAACAGUGACAUGGUGACAAUGGUGACAAACAGUGACAACAGUGACAACAGUGACAACGGUGACAACGGUGACAACGGUGACAAAGUGGUGACAACAGUGACAAAGGUGACAACGGUGACAAUGGUGACAAUGGUGACACAGUGACAAUGGUGACAACAGUGACAACAGUGACAAGGGUGACAACGGUGACAACAGUGAACGGUGACAACGGUGUGACAAUGGUGACAAUGGUGACAAUGGUGACAAUGGUGACAACAGUGACAAUGGUGACAACGGUGACAACAGUGACAAUGGUGACAAUGGUGACAACAGUGACAAUGGUGACAAUGACAAGUGACAAUGGUGACAAUGGUGACAAUGGUGACAACAGUGACAACAAUGGUGACAAUGGUGACGGUGACAAAGUGACAAUGGUGACAACGGUGACAAUGGUGACAAAUAGUGACAAUGGUGACAAAUGGUGACAACAGUGACAAGGGUGACAACAGUGACAACGGUGACAACAGUGACAACAGUGACAAGGGUGACAACAGUGACAACGGUGACAACAGUGACAAUGGUGACAAUGGUGACAACAGUGACAACAGUGACAACGGUGACAACAGUGACAAAGGUGACAAUGGUGACAACAGUGACAAUGGUGACAAUAGUGACAAUGGUGACAAUAGUGACAAUGGUGACAACGGUGACAAUGGUGACAAUGGUGACAACAGUGACAAAUGGUGACAACAGUGACAACAGUGACAAUGGUGACAAUGGUGACAAUGGUGACAGUGGUGACAAGUGACAAGGUGACAACAGUGACAAUGGUGACAAUGGUGUGACAACAGUGACAAUGGUGACAACGGUGACAAUGGUGACAAUGGUGACAAUGGUGACAUGGUGACAAUGGUGACAAUGGUGACAAUGGUGACAACAGUGACAACGGUGACAACAGUGACAACGGUGACAACAACGGUGACAACGGUGACAACGGUGACAACGGUGACAAUGGUGACAAUGGUGACAAUGGUGACAAUGGUGACAAUGGUGACAACAGUGACAAUGGACAACGGUUACAAUGGUGACAACAGUGACAACAGUGACAAUGGUGACAAUGGUGACAAUGGUGACAAUGGUGACAAUGGUGACAAUGGUGACAAUGGUGACAAUGGUGACAAUGGUGACAUGGUGACAACAGUGACAACGGUGACAACGGUGACAACGGUGACAACAGUGACAACGGUGACAACAGUGACAACGGUGACAACGGUGACAAUGGUGACAACAGUGACAAUGGUGACAACAGUGACAAACGGUGACAACAGUGGUGACAAGUGACAAUGGUGACAACAGUGACAACGGUGACAACGGUGACAACAGUGACAAUGGUGACAACGGUGGUGACAAUGGUGACAAUGGUGACAAUGUGACAAUGGUGACAACGGUGACAACAGUGACAACGGUGACAACGGUGACAAUGGUGACAAUGGUGACAAUGGUGACAAUGGUGACAAUGGUGACAAUGGUGACAAUGGUGACAAUGGUGACAGUGACAACAGUGACAAUGGUGACAAUGGUGACAACAGUGACAAUGGUGACAACAGUGACAAUGGUGACAAUGGUGACAAUGGUGACAACAGUGACAACAGUGACAAUGGUGACAACAGUGACAAUGGUGGUGGUGACAAUGGUGACAAUGGUGGUGACAAUGGUGACAAUGGUGACAAUGGUGACAACAGUGACAACGGUGACAACAGUGACAACAGUGACAAUGGUGACAAUGGUGACAAUGGUGACAAUGGUGACAACAGUGACAAUGGUGACAAUGGUGACAAUGGUGACAAUGGUGACAAUGGUGACAAUGGUGACAACAGUGACAACGGUGACAACAGUGACAAAGGUGACAAACAGUGACAAUGGUGACAACAGUGACAAGUGACAAUGGUGACAACAGUGACAACAGUGACAAUGGUGACAAUGGUGACAAUGGUGACAACAGUGACAAUGGUGACAACGGUGGUGACAAUGGUGACAAUGGUGACAAUGGUGACAUGGUGAGUGACAACAGUGACAAUGGUGACAACAUGGUGACAACGGUGACAACAGUGACAAUGGUGACAAUGGUGACAACGGUGACAAUGGUGACAAUGGUGACAAUGGUGACAACAGUGACAAUGGUGACAAUGGUGACAACAGUGACAACGGUGACAACAGUGACAAUGGUGACAAUGGUGACAAUGGUGACAAUGGUGACAAUGGUGACAAUGGUGACAAUGGUGACAACAGUAACAUUGGUGACAACAGUGACAAUGUUGACAAGGUGACAACAGUGACAACGGUGACAAUGGUGACAACAGUGACAACGGUGACAACAGUGACAACGGUGACAACGGUGACAAAAGGUGACAACGGUGACAAUGGUGACAACGGUGACAACAGUGACAACGGUGACAACGGUGACAACGGUGACAACGGUGACAACGGUGACAAUGGUGACAACGGUGACAAUGGUGACAAUGGUGACAACGGUGACAACAGUGACAACAGUGACAAGGGUGACAAAUGGUGACAAUGGUGACAACAGUGACAACAGUGAGCAGAGUGACAACAGUGACAACGGUGACAACGGUGACAACAGUGACAACAGUGACAAUGGUGACAACAGUGACAACAGUGACAACAGUGACAACGGUGACACAUGGUGACAACAGUGACAAUGGUGAGUGACAACAGUGACAACGGUGACAGCAGCGACAAAAGUGAAAAUAGUGACAGCAGUGACAACGGUGACAACAGUGACAAUGGUGACAAUGGUGACAAUGGUGACAACGGUGACAACAGUGACAACAGUGACAACGGUGACAACAGUGACAACUGUGACAGCAGUGACAACAGUGACAACAGUGACAACGGUGACAACAGUGACAACGGUGACAAUGGUGACAAUGGUGACAACAGGUGUGAACAGUGACAACAGUGACAACAGUGACAAUGGUGACAACAGUGACAAUGGUGACAACGGUGACAACAGUGACAACGGUGACAAUGGUGACAACAGUGACAACGGUGACAACAGUGACAAUGGUGACAACGGUGACAACAGUGACAAUGGUGACAACAGUGACAACAGUGACAAUGGUGACAACAGUGACAACGGUGACAACAGUGACAAUGGUGACAAUGGUGACAACAGUGACAACGGUGACAAUGGUGACAACAGUGACAACGGUGACAACAGUGACAAUGGUGACAACAGUGACAAUGGGUGACAACGGUGACAAUGGUGACAGUGACAACGGUGACAACGGUGACAAUGGUGACAACAGUGACAACAGUGACAACGGUGACAACGGUGACAACGGUGACAACAGUGACAAUGGUGACAACGGUGACAAUGGUGACAACAAUGGUGACAAUGGUGGUGACAACGGUGACAAUGGUGACAACGGUGACAACGGUGACAACGGUGACAAUGGUGACAAUGGUGACAAUGGUGACAACGGUGACAAUGGUGACAACAGUGACAACGGUGACAAUGGUGACAAUGGUGGUGACAAUGGUGACAAUGGUGACAACAGUGACAAUGGUGACAAUGGUGACAAUGGUGACAACAGUGUGGUGACAAAGUGACAACAGUGACAAUGGUGGUGACAAUGGUGACAAUGGUGUGACAACAGUGACAAUGGUGACAACAGUGACAAUGGUGACAAUGGUGACAACGGUGACAAUGGUGACAAUAGUGACAACAGUGACAAUGGUGACAACAGUGACAACAGUGACAACAGUGACAACGGUGACAACAGUGACAAUGGUGACAACGGUGACAAUGGUGACAAUGGUGACAAUGGUGACAAUGGUGACAAUGGUGACAAUGGUGACAUGGUGGUGAGUGACAACGGUGACAACAGUGACAACGGUGACAACAGUGACAAUGGUGACAAUGGUGACAACAGUGACAAUGGUGACAAUGGUGUGGUGACAACGGUGACAAUGGUGACAACAGUGACAACGGUGACAACAGUGACAAUGGUGACAAUGGUGACAACGGUGACAACAGUGACAAAGGUGACAACGGUGACACGGGUGACAACAAUGGUGACAAUGGUGACAAUGGUGACAAUGGUGACAAUGGUGACAACAGUGACAAUGGUGACAAGUGGUGACAGUGACAACGGUGACAAUGGUGACAAUGGUGACAAUGGUGACAACAGUGACAAUGGUGACAAUGGUGACAACAGUGACAACAGUGACAAAGUGACAAUGGUGACAACAGUGACAAUGGUGACAAUGGUGACAAUGGUGACAAUGGUGACAAUGGUGACAAUGGUGACAAUGGUGACAAUGGUGACAACAGUGACAACAGUGACAAUGGUGACAACGGUGACAAUGGUGACAAUGGUGACAAUGGUGACAAUGGUGACAACAAUGGUGACAAUGGUGACAAUGGUGACAAUGGUGACAACAGUGACAAUGGGUGACAGUGGUGACAAUGGUGACAAUGGUGACAAUGGUGACAAUGGUGACAAUGGUGACAACAGUGACAAUGGUGACAACGGUGACAAUGGUGACAAUGGUGACAACAGUGACAAUGGUGACAACAGUGACAACAGUGACAAUGGUGACAAUGGUGACAACAGUGAUAACAGUGACAAUGGUGACAAUGGUGACAACAGUGACAACAGUGACAAUGGUGACAAUGAUGACAAUGGUGACAACAGUGACAACGGUGACAAUGGUGACAACAGUGACAAUGGUGACAUGGUGGUGACAACAGUGACAAAGUGGUGACAACGGUGACAACGGUGACAAUGGUGACAAUGGGUGACAAAGUGACAAUGGUGACAAUGGUGACAACAGUGACAACAGUGACAGUGGUGACAACAGUGACAAUGGUGACAACGGUGACAAUGGUGACAACGGUGACAAUGGUGACAAUGGUGACAAUGGUGACAAAGUGACAAGUGACAAUGGUGACAAUGGUGACAACAGUGACAAUGGUGAGUGACAAUGGUGACAACGGUGACAACAGUGUGACAACAGUGACAAUGGUGACAAUGGUGACAAUGGUGACAAUGGUGACAACGGGUGACAACAGUGACAAUGGUGACAACGGUGACAACAGUGACAACAGUGACAAUGGUGACAACAGUGACAACAGUGACAAUGGUGACGGUGACAACGGUGACAAUGGUGACAACAGGUGACAACAGUGACAAUAGUGACAAGAGUGAGAAGAGUGACAACGGUGACAAUGGUGACAACAGUUAAAACGGUGACAACGGUGACAACACUGACAACAGUGAAAACGGUGACUACAGUGACAACGGUGGUGACAACGGUGACAACAGUGACAACAGGGACAACGGUGACAACGGUGACAACAGUGACAACGGAGACAACGGUGACAAGUGACAAGAGUGAGAAGAGUGACAACGGUGACAACAGUGACAAUGGUGACAACACUGUUAACAUUGAGGACGGUGACAACAGUGACAACAGUCAGAAUGGUAACAAUGGUGAGAACGGUGACAACAGUGACAACAGUGAUAUUGGUAACAACAGUGACAAUGGUGACAAUGGUGACAACAGUGACCAUGGUAACAAUGGUGACAACGGUGACAAUGGUGACUAUAUUGACAUUAGUGACAAUGGUGACAACGGUGACAACGGCAACAACAGUGACAAGGGUGACAACGGUGACAACGGUGUCAACAGUAACAACAGUGACAACAGUUUCAAAGGUGACAAUGGUGACAACAGUGACAACAGUGAGGACCGUGACAACAGUGACAACGGUGACAAUGGUAACAAUGGUGACAACGGUGACAAUGGUGACAUCGGUGAUAACAGUGACAACACUGAGAUUGGUGACAACAGUGACAACGGUGACAAUGGUGACAAUGGUGACAACAGUGACAACAGUGACAAUGGUGAUGGUGGUGACAACAGACAACAGUGACAACAGUGACAAUGGUGACAACAGUGACAACGGUGACAACGGUGACAACGGUGACAACGGUGACAAAUGGUGACAAUGGUGACAACGGUGACAAUGGUGACAAUGGUGACAAUGGUGACAAUGGUGACAAUGGUGACAUGGUGACAACGGUGACAACAGUGACAACGGUGACAAUGGUGACAACGGUGACAAUGGUGACAACGGUGGUGACAACGGUGACAAUGGUGACAAUGGUGACAACAGUGACAAUGGUGACAACAGUGACAACAGUGACAAUGGUGACAACAGUGACAACGGGUGACAAUGGUGACAAUGGUGACAAUGGUGACAAUGGUGACAAUGGUGACAAUGGUGACAAUGGUGACAACAAUGGUGACAAUGGUGACAACAGUGACAACGGUGACAACGGUGACAACGGUGACAACAGUGUGAUGGUGACAAUGGUGACAAUGGUGACAAUGGUGAGUGACAAUGGUGACAACAGUGACAACGGUGACAAUGGUGACAAUGGUGACAACGGUGACAAUGGUGACAACAGUGACAAUGGUGACAACAGUGACAAUGGUGACACCAGUGACAAUGGUGACAAUGGUGACAAGAGGUGACAAUGGUGAUGACAACAGCGAGAUGACAAGUGACAACAGUGACAACAGGGACGACAGUGACAACGACGAGAACAGUGACAACAGUGAUAACGGUGACAAGUGACAACGGUGACAAUGGUGUAAUAGUGAUAACAGUGACCACAGUGACAACAGUGACAACGGUGACAACAGUGACAAGUGACAACGGUGACAAGUGACAACAGUGACAAUGGUGACAACAGUGACAACGGUGACAACGGUGAAAACAGUGACAACAGUGACGAGGGUGACAACGAUGACAACACUGACAAUAGUGACAACAGUGAGCAGAGCGACAACAGUGACAACGGUGAAAACGGUGACAACAGUGACAACAGUGACAACGGUGAUAAUAGUGACAAAGGUGACAACUGUGACAACAGUGACAAUGCUGACAAUAGUGACAACAGUGACAAGGGUGACAACAGUGACAACGGUGACAAUAGUGACAACGGUGACAAUGGUGACAAUAGUGACAACGGUGACAACAGUGUCAACGGUGACAACAGUGACAACAGUGACAACGGUGACAACAGCAACAACGGUGACAAUGGUGACAAUGGUGACAACAGUGACAACAGUGACAACAAUGUGAACACUAACAAUGGUGACAACAGUGACAACGGUGAUAACAGUAACAACAGUGAAAAUGGGGACGAUGGUGACAACGGUGACAAAGUGACAACGGUGACAACAGUGACGAUGGUGACAAUGGUGACAAUGGUGACAUGGUGACAACAGUGACAACGGUGACAACAGUGACGGUGACAACAGUGACAACAGUGACAAUGGUGACAACGGUGACAACGGUGACAAUGGUGACAACAGUGACAAUGGUGACAAUGGUGACAACAGUGACAACAGUGACAAGGGUGACAACACGGUGACAACGGUGACAGUGACAAUGGUGACAACAGUGACAAUGGUGACAAUGGUGACAAUGGUGACAACAGUGACAACAGUGACACUGGUGACAACAGUGACAACAGUGACAACAGUGACAAUGGUGACAACGGUGACAUGGUGACAAGUGACAACAGUGACAACAGUGACAAUGGUGACAACGGUGACAAAUGGUGACAACAGUGACAAAUGGUGACAAUGGUGACAAUGGUGACAAUGGUGACAAGGGUGACAAUGGUGACAACGGUGACAAUGGUGACAAUGGUGACAAUGGUGACAAUGGUGACAAUGGUGACAAUGGUGACAAUGGUGACAGUGAAAUGGUGACAACGGUGACAACAGUGACAACAGUGACAACGGUGACAAUGGUGACAAUGGUGACAAUGGUGACAAUGGUGACAAUGGUGACAAUGGUGACAAUGGUGACAAUGGUGACAACAGUGACAACAGUGACAGUGACAAUGGUGACAAUGGUGACAACAAGUGACAACAGUGACAACAGUGACAACGGUGACAACAGUGACAAUGGUGACAAUGGUGACAACAGUGACAAUGGUGACAAUGGUGACAAACGGUGACAACAGUGGUGACAAUGGUGACAACAGUGACAAUGGUGACAACAGUGACAAUGGUGACAACGGUGACAACGGUGAACAGUGACAACAGUGACGGUGACAAUGGUGACAAUGGUGACAAUGGUGACAACGGUGACAAUGGUGACAACGGUGUGACAACGGUGACAAAGUGACAAUGGUGACAACAGUGACAACGGUGACAACAGACAACAAUGGUGACAAGUGGUGACAACGGUGACAACGGUGACAACGGUGACAACGGUGACAAUGGUGACAACAGUGACAAUGGUGACAAUGGUGACAAUGGUGACAACAACAACAGUGACAAUGGGUGGUGACAACAGUGACAAUGGUGACAAUGGUGACAACAGUGACAAUGGUGACAAUGGUGACAAUGGUGACAACAGUGACAACAGUGACAAUGGUGACAAUGGUGACAGUGACAACAGUGACAACAGUGACAAUGGUGACAAUGGUGACAACAGUGACAAUGGUGACAAUGGUGACAAAGUGACAAUGGUGACAAUGGUGAACAGGUGACAACAGUGACAACGGUGACAAUGGUGACAAUGGUGACAACAGUGACAAUGGUGACAAUGGUGACAACAGUGACAAUGGGUGACAACAGUGAGUGACAACGGUGACAACAGUGACAACGGUGACAACAGUGACAAAGGUGACAACAAUGGUGACAACAAUGGUGACAAUGGUGACAAAUGGUGACAAUGGUGACAAUGGUGAUGGUGACAGUGACAACAGUGACAAGGGUGACAACAGUGACAAUGGUGACAAAUGACAACAGUGACAAUGGUGACAAUGGUGACAAAGUGGUGACAAUGGUGACAACAGUGGUGACAACAGUGACAACAGUGACAAAUGGUGACAAGGGUGACAACAGUGACAACGGUGACAACGGUGACAAUGGUGACAAUGGUGACAAUGGUGACAAUGGUGACAACAGUGACAAUGGUGACAAUGGUGACAAUGGUGACAACAGUGACAAUGGUGACAACGGUGACAACAGUGACAUGGUGGUGACAAUGGUGACAAUGGUGACAAUGGUGACAACAGUGACAAUGGUGACAACAGUGACAAAGUGACAAUGGUGACAAUGGUGACAACGGUGACAACAGUGACAAUGGUGACAACGGUGACAACAGUGACAACGGUGACAAUGGUGACAAUGGUGACAAUGGUGACAAUGGUGACAAUGGUGACAACAGUGACAACGGUGACAAUGGUGACAACAGUGACAAUGGUGACAAUGGUGACAAUGGUGACAAUGGUGAUGGUGACAAUGGUGACACUGGUGACAAUGGGGACAAUGGUGACAACAGUGACAAUGAUGACAACGGUGACAACAGUGACAAUGGUGACAAGAGUUACAACAGCGACGACGGUGACAACAGUGACAACGGUGACAACAGUGACAACGGUGACAAAGGUGAUAACAGUGACAACGGUGACUACAGUGACAAUAGCGACAACGCCGACAACGGUGACAACAUUGACAACAGUGACAACGGUAAGAAUGGUAAUUACGGUGAAAACAGUGACAACAGUGACGAGGGUGACAACGAUGACAACACCGACAAUAGUGACAACAGUGAGCAGAGCGACAACAGUGACAACGGUGAAAACGGUGACAACAGUGACAACAGUGACAACGGUGAUAAUAGUGACAACGGAGACAACAGUGACAACGGUGACAAUGGUGACAACAGUCACGAGACAACGGUGGCUACGGUGACAACAGUGACAACGGUAACAAUGGAAACUACAGUGACAACGGUGAUAACAGUGACAACGGAGACAACAGUGACAACGGUGACAACAGCAACAACACUGACAACGGUGACAAUGGUGAGAACAGUGACAACAGUGACAAUGCUGUGAACACUAACAAUGGUGACAACAGUGACAACGGUGAUAACAGUAACAACAGUGAUAACGGUGACGAUGGUGAGAAUGGUGACACAAAGACAACGGUGACAACAGUGACACUGGUGACAAUGGUGACAACAGUGACAACAGUGACAACGGUGACAACAGUGACAACAGUGACAACGGUGACAACAGUGACAAAGGUGACAACGGUGACAACAGUGACAAUGGUGACAAUGGUGACAAUGGUGACAACAGUGAAAAUGGUGACAACAGUGACAACAGUGACAACAGUGACAACGGUGACAACAGUGACAAUGGUGACAAUGGUGACAACAGUGACAACUGUGACAACGGUGACAACAGUGACAACAGUGACAACGGUGACAACAGUGACAAAGGUGACAACGGUGACAACAGUGACAAUGGUGACAACGGUGACAAUGGUGACAACAGUGACAAUGGUGACAAUGGUGACAACAGUGACAAUGGUGACAAUAGUGACAAC
Messenger RNA from Porites lobata, 13913 nucleotides. The record is from the annotation of a GenBank genome assembly. NCBI's taxonomy places the organism in Eukaryota, Metazoa, Cnidaria, Anthozoa, Scleractinia, Poritidae.